Messenger RNA from Labrus mixtus (cuckoo wrasse), 3330 nucleotides. Its product is annotated as NLR family CARD domain-containing protein 3-like. The transcript has 10 exons. Bases 115 to 3315 code for a protein of 1066 amino acids. Lineage: Eukaryota; Metazoa; Chordata; Actinopteri; Labriformes; Labridae. The record is from RefSeq and is a predicted model, not a curated record. Gene Ontology annotation, molecular function: protein binding.
CUGUUCUCUGUGUUGAAGCUGAAGAUCUUUGACUGGAUGUGACUACAUCAGCUGAACUCCAUCAGUGUUGUUGUAGUGACAGAGUGCAGCUCUUCCAGCAGGGGGCGCUCUGCUAUGAAUCAGUGUGAGGACACAGGGGAGGGAGUCCCUCCCUCUAAAACCUCUCUGUGUGAGGAACAUGAAGCUCUGAGGAUGCAGGAACAGAGACCAGACUCUCCUGGACCCAGCUGUGUGUCCAUGAAGAGUGACCGGUCUAAACCUCUUAUUAUUUUCUUUAAAGAUGGACUUCCUGCUGAUGGAAGAGUUCAACAGGAGAGCUCAGAGGUUCAGAGAGAUCAAUCAGACCAGCAGAAUCCAACAGACCUGGACUCCAUCUUUAUGCUGCUGGAGGAGAACAUUGUCACCUUUGUGAAGAACGAGCUGAAGAGAGUCCAGAGAGUUCUGAGUCCAGAUUACCCAGAAUGCUUAGAGAGUCAGAGUGAGGAUGAAGAGCAGCGGAGAAGUUGUAAAGAGGCAUUUUUGAAGAUCACUCUCCACUUCCUGAGAAGAAUGAAGCAGGAGGAGCUGGCUGACUGUCUGCACAGCAGAUCAGGUGCUGCAGUAUGUCGGCGUGAACUUAAAUCUAACCUGAAGGAGAAGUUCCAGUGUGUGUUUGAGGGGAUUGCUAAAGCAGGAAACCCAACCCUUCUGAACCAGAUCUACACAGAGCUCUACAUCACAGAGGGAGGGACUGGAGAGGUCAAUGAUCAGCACGAGGUCAGACAGAUUGAAACAGCAUCCAAGAAACCACACAGACCAGAAACAACCAUCAGACAAGAAGACAUCUUUAAAGCCUCACCUGGAAGAGAUGAACCAAUCAGAAGAGUGAUGACAAAGGGAGUGGCUGGCAUCGGGAAAACAGUCUUAACACAGAAGUUCACUCUGGACUGGGCUGAAGACAAAGCCAACCAGGACAUACAGUUCACAUUUCCAUUUACUUUCAGAGAGCUGAAUGUGCUGAAAGAGAAAAAGUUCAGCUUGGUGGAACUUGUUCAUCACUUCUUUCCUGAAACCAAAGAAGCAGGAGUCUCCAGGUUUGAAGAGUUCCAGGUUGUGUUCAUCUUUGACGGUCUGGAUGAGUGUCGACUUCCUCUGGACUUUAAAAACAAUGAUACCCUGACUGAUGUCACAGAGUCCACCUCAGUGGAUGUGCUGCUGACAAACCUCAUCAGGGGAAAACUGUUUCCCUCUGCUCACCUCUGGAUAACCACACGACCUGCAGCAGCCAAUCAGAUCCCUUCUGAGUAUGUUGACAUGGUGACAGAGGUCAGAGGGUUCACUGACCCACAGAAGGACGAGUACUUCAGGAAGAGAUUCAGAGAUAAGGAUCAGGCCAGCAGAAUUAUCUCCCACAUCAAGACAUCCAGAAGCCUCCACAUCAUGUGCCACAUCCCAGUCUUCUGCUGGAUCACUGCUACAGUUCUGGAGGAUGUGCUGAAGACCAGAGAGAGAGGAAAGCUGCCCAAGACCCUGACUGAGAUAUAUAUCUACUUCCUGGUGGUUCAGUCCAAACUGAAGAACAUCAAGUAUGAUGGAGGAGCUGAGACAGAUCCACACUGGAGUCCAGAGAGCAGGAAGAUGAUUGAGUCUCUGGGAAAACUGGCUUUUGAGCAGCUGCAGAAAGGAAACCUGAUCUUCUAUGACUCAGACCUGACAGAGUGUGGCAUUGAUAUCAGAGCAGCCUCAGUGUACUCAGGAGUGUUCAUACAAAUCUUUAAAGAGGAGAGAGGACUGUACCAGGACAAGGUGUUCUGCUUCAUCCAUCUGAGUGUUCAGGAGUUUCUGGCUGCUCUUCAUGUCCAUCUGACCUUCAUCAACUGUGAAGUCAAUCUGAUGUCAGAAAAACAAAAAACAUGCCGGAGGUCUAAAGUAUUCAGAGAAAAACCUGACCCAACACAUGUAUAUCAGAGUGCUGUGGACCAGGCCUUACAGAGUCCACAUGGACACCUGGACUUGUUCCUUCGCUUCCUCCUCAGUCUUUCUCUAGAGACCAAUCAGAAUCUCAUACGAGGCCUGCUGACACACACACAGAGUGGCUCAAAGACCAAUCAGAAAACAGUCAAGUACAUCAAGAAGAAGAUCAGUGAGGAUCUGUCUGCAGAGAAAAGCAUCAAUCUGUUCCACUGUCUGAAUGAACUGAAUGAUCGUUCUCUAGUAGAGGAGAUCCAACAGUCCCUGAGAUCAGGACGUCUCUCCACAGAUAAACUGUCUCCUGCUCAGUGGUCAGCUCUGGUCUUCAUCUUACUGUCAUCAGAAAAAGAUCUGGACGUGUUUGACCUGAAGAAAUACUCUGCUUCAGAGGAGGCUCUUCUGAGGCUGCUGCCUGUGAUCAAAGCUUCAAACAAAGCUCUGCUGAGUGUCUGUAACCUGUCAGAGAGAAGCUGUGAAGCUCUGUCCUCAAUCCUCAGCUCCCAGUCCUCUAGUCUGAGAGAGCUGGACCUGAGCAACAACAGUUUGGAGGAUUCAGGAGUGAAGCUGCUGUCUGCUGGACUAAAGAGUCCACCCUGUAAACUGGACACUCUCAGUCUGUCAGGUUGUCUGAUCACAGAAGAAGGUUGUGCGUCUCUGGCCUCAGCUCUAAGCUCCUCCCCCCUGAGAGAGCUGGACCUGAGCUACAAUCAUCCAGGAGAACGAGGAGAGAAGCUGCUGUCUGCUGGACUGGAGGAUCCACACUGCAGACUGGAGACACUGAGUUUGGACCACAGUGGACUGCACAGACUGGAUCCUGGUCUGAGGAAGUACGCCUGUGAGCUGGAACUGGACACAAACACAGUGAACAGAUCCCUCAGACUGUCUGACAACAACAGGAAGGUGACAUAUGUGGAGAAGCUUCAGUCAUAUCCUGAUCAUCCAGACAGAUUUGACUACUGGUCUCAGCUGCUGUGUAGGACUGGUCUGACUGGUCGCUGUUACUGGGAGGUCAAGUGGAGAGGAAAGGUUUUUGUAUCAGUGAGUUACAGAGGAAUCAGAAGGAGAGGAGUCAGUGAUGAAUGUGUGUUUGGAUGGAAUGAUCAGUCCUGGAGUCUGUUCUGCUCUGAUGAAGGUUACUCUGUCAUGCACAAUAAAAGAGAAACAAAGAUCUCCUCCUCCUCUGUCUCUAACAGAGUAGCAGUGUAUGUGGACUGUCCUGCUGGCUCUCUGUCCUUCUACAGAAUCUCCUCUGACACACUGAUCCACCUCCACACCUUCAACACCACAUCCUCUGAACCUCUCUAUCCUGGGUUUAUGAUCUUGUCUCAUGGUUCUUCAGUGUCUCUGUGUGGUGUGUCGGUCUGAGAAACACUGCUGACU